Tachysurus vachellii is the source of this 1416-nucleotide messenger RNA. RefSeq names its product chemokine (C-X-C motif) ligand 18b (gene cxcl18b). NCBI's taxonomy places the organism in Eukaryota, Metazoa, Chordata, Actinopteri, Siluriformes, Bagridae. The record is from RefSeq and is a predicted model, not a curated record. The transcript has 4 exons. Gene Ontology annotation, molecular function: chemokine activity. Gene Ontology annotation, biological process: immune response. The coding region runs from base 94 to 468 and encodes 124 amino acids. Gene Ontology annotation, cellular component: extracellular region.
UAAGAGUGAAAACUCUCCUCCUCUACUCACAUUACUACUUCUCACUCUUCUAGACUUUCACUUUUUGUCUCUUCUUGAUAUACUGCAUUAAUUAUGGCUUUUCUAACCAAUGCUGUCAGCUUCAUCCUGGUUGUGGUCCUUUGCAUCCAGCACAGUAAUGCUCAAGCAGUGCCAGACAGAUGCAGGUGUCCCAACACGUCCCAGAAGGCUUAUAAGUGGAAAAAUAUUGAAGAGUUUUCCAUCAUUGCACCAAGAUCCCGCUGCAAAGCUAAAGAGAUCAUACUGAUACUGAAGACAAAAGAUCAACGCUGUAUUAGCCCUAAUAUAUAUCAGGCGGUACAACUUCAGGAAUGCUGGAACAGCAUAAACAAAGAGGGAAAGAGAACCACUGUCAAGACGGUGGAGUGUGGAAAUCUCAGACAUGUGAAAAAAGAUAUGGAAAACACAACCACAGUACGUCAGCCCUGAGCAGAUGAAGAUGGGGACAUAUUUGUUUAAACUCCAGAACUCUUUGUGGUCAUGUGACCGAAACAAAAUUCAAUGGGAAUGCUGAUAUCCAGCUUCUUUCCUCUGUUUGGAAACUCCAGUUGGAUUACCAGGGCUCUCUGACAGACGCUUCCAAGAAUCGUCAAACACAGCUGUUAAGCAGAAAAGCCUUGCUGCGGGAUUAACAUGCGCACGGAAUGUUUUAUAGGCCUAAAGUGGGCCAUCACAAUAUUAUUUAGUAUUUAAAGCAUCUGAUAUUUAUUUAUACUUAUUCAAUGUUUUCAAUGUGUACAUUAUGUAUCUUAUGUCUAAGAGCGUUUCUCAUUUGAAACUUAUUUAAAAAAUGCACUCCAAAGUUCAAACAGAGAGUAAACAAACUCAAAGCAAACAUGAUCAGAGAUCAGUUUGCUGGUCAUGUGAUCCGUGUUCACACAGGAGGAUUGAGCCCCAUCUGCUGACCUGAAUAUAUAUAACGGUUUUGUUUUUUUCUUUUGAUAACUUACUCAAUGAUGAGAUCAUUACAAUGACAGAGUUCAUAAUUUCCACAUAAUAUCAUGCACGUUUUCUUUUCAAUUCGCAUUUAACCCAUUGCAUGGGUCAACUGUUAUAAAAUAAAAAGCUGUAAAUUUAAAUAUACAUCAGCAAUGGAUACAAUCGAUACCGGACAGAUAAUACUCAAGGCUAGAAUAAACAAGGACAAGAACAGACAUGUAUUUUUAUUGGUGUCAGUCAUUUGCUGCUUUACAGUCUGCAGGCCUCGUACAAGCAGAACUAUGUCGUAUUAUAACAGGCAAUAAGGCACGGAUAUAACAUAUCCUGUGCUUAUUCACAAUCCUGCAAACUGAAGUACAUGUACAUACUAAAAACUAUACAAACAGUCUGUGUAGUGUUUCAAAAUGUACAUUUAAAAAUAAAUAAACUAUGAAAGUA